AUGUCGCAAUUAGUUUGCGCAACAAGUAAUUGUAAACGAAUAGCGCGUGCUCUUUGCCAUUGCUGCAAUAGAAAUAUAUGCUUAUUACAUUUGAAAGAGCAUAAUGAUGCGUUUCUUUCACAAUUAAAUCCUUGCGCAGAUGAAAUAAAUUCAGUUGAUUAUCGAUUAGUUUCAAUAGAUGCCAAGGUAUUACUUCAAGAAUAUCAUAAACAAUUGGAAGAAUGGCGUAAAGCAUCCUAUAAAACUAUUGAUCAAAUUUUCGAAGAAAAAUCUAAAGAACUUGAACGAAUUCUAAUAGAGAAAAUUGAUAAACAAAAAAUCGAAAUUAAUUUAGUACGAGAUACUAUAACGAAACUUAACGAAGAAGCAGAAGCAUCGCAGCUUGAUGUUGAUUUAAUAAAAACAAAAAUUUCUCGACUUAAUGAAAAUUUAACCAAUAUCGAACAGAUAUCUUUUAAAAUCAAUACUUAUCCAUUGAUUAUUGAUGAUAAUGCAGUUCAAAUUGAAGAAAAAAAAGAUCUGCAAACAAUCCUUUCGUCACCAUUUAAAACAAUCGAUUUCACUGACCUAGGCUCGCCGAUUAUUGCCAGUAAUAAUAAAUAUUUAUUACUUCAUCAGAAUUCGUAUUUAUGUUUAAUUGAUAAUGAGUUUAAAAUAUUCAAAAAAAUCCCUUGGCAUCUCAAACAAAUACACGAUAUAUGUUGGUCAUCGGCGCUAGAUCGAUUUAUUCUGACGACGGAAACUUGCGGCAUAUGUUAUGUUCAUGAAAAUUCAAUAUCAUUACAAGAUGUCGAAUGUCUUACAAGACAAAGAUUUUUUUCUUGUUCAUGCUCUAACACAUCAUUAUUUUUAACAACGGAUACUGUAGGUUCAUCAAUCAUAGAAUUUUGUUUAUUACCAACCAUAGAACUUAGUAGACAAUGGCAAUCUCCUGAUACGUGUACUAAAGAUGAAUAUAUAAACCGUAUACGUUAUAGUCAUGGAACAUUAGGAUUAGUGAUUCAAAAUCUUACUGAAAAUACCUUAAAAAUUGAACUGAGAUGUUCUAAGACACUGGAUCGAUUUUGGUCUAUUCCACUUAGUUCAGGUUUGAAACUUAAGCAAUACGAGUACUGUGUAUUUAAUGAUUGUCAAUGGUUAUUUAUCGAUAGAAUCUCAUCAUCUAUUUUACAUAUUACAAACGAUGAGAAAAUAAAACAAACGUGUAAUUAUAAUUCAAAGCUGUGCAAUGUAGCCCUAUUUGGUACUGAUAUAUUGGCCGUAUUAACUGAUAAAUGUAUACAUUUUCAUAAACUGUAG
This is a messenger RNA of Rotaria socialis, 1299 nucleotides long. The record is from the annotation of a GenBank genome assembly. NCBI's taxonomy places the organism in Eukaryota, Metazoa, Rotifera, Eurotatoria, Philodinida, Philodinidae.